CACCGCUACCUCGCCUAGGCCGCUGCGCCUGUCCCGGCCGCCAUGGCUGGGGGCCGCGGCGCCUUUGGACGCGGCCGGGCUGAACCGCAAGAGAGCUAUUCGCAGCGACAGGACCACGAGCUGCAGGCCCUGGAGGCCAUUUACGGCUCGGACUUCCAGGAUCUGCGGCCGGAUGCGCCUGGACCGGUGAGAGAGCCUCCUGAAAUCAAUUUAGUUUUGUACCCCCAGGGCCUAGCUGGUGAAGAAGUGUACGUGCAGGUGGAGCUGAGGGUUAAAUGCCCACCAACAUACCCAGAUGUAGUUCCUGAAAUAGAGUUAAGAAAUGCUAAAGGCCUGUCAAAUGAAACUGUUAACUUGUUAAAAUCACACCUGGAAGAACUGGCCAAAAAGCAGUGUGGAGAGGUGAUGAUAUUUGAACUGGCACACCAUGUACAGUCGUUUCUCAGCGAGCAUAACAAGCCCCCUCCAAAGUCUUUCCAUGAAGAAAUGCUGGAGAGGCAGGCUCAGGAGAAGCAGCAGAGGUUGCUGGAGGCCAAGCGGAAGGAGGAGCAGGAGCAACGUGAAAUCCUCCACGAGAUUCAGAAAAGGAAAGAGGAGAUCAAGGAAGAGAAGAAAAGGAAGGAAAUGGCUAAGCAGGAGCGUUUGGAAAUUACUAGUUUGACAAACCAGGACUAUGCUUCUAAGAGAGACCCAGUAGGACACAGGGCAGCCGCCAUUCUCCAUGGAGGUUCUCCCGACUUUGUAGGAAAUGGUAAAGCCCGGGCACACUCCUCAGGAAGGUCCAGGCGAGAACGUCAGUAUUCUGUCUGUAGUGGUGAAGCCUCUCCUGGCUCGUGUGACAUCCUCUAUUUCUCUGUGGGGAGCCCUGAUCAGCUCAUGGUGCACAAAGGGAAAUGUGUUGGCAGUGAUGAGCAACUGGGGAAGGUGGUAUACAAUGCUUUGGAAGCAGCCACGGGCAGCUUUGUCUUGUUGUAUGAGUGGGUCCUUCAGUGGCAGAAGAAGAUGGGCCCUUGCCUUACCAGUCAAGAGAAAGAGAAGGUCGACAAGUGUAAAAAGCAGAUUCAAGGAGCAGAAACAGAAUUCAGCUCCCUAGUGAAACUGAGCCAUCCAAAUAUUGUCCGAUACUUUGCGAUGAACUCCAGAGAGGAGGAGGACUCCAUUGUGAUCGACAUUUUGGCAGAGCACAUCAGUGGGAUAUCUCUCGCUGCACACCUGAGCCACUCUGGCCCAGUCCCCGUACACCAGCUGCGCAAGUACACAGCCCAGCUCCUGGCAGGCCUGGAUUACCUGCACAGCAACUCUGUGGUGCACAAGGUGCUGAGCGCGUCCAGUAUCUGGGUAGAUGCCGAGGGCACUGUAAAGAUAACAGACUACAGCAUCUCUAAGCGCCUGGCAGACAUUUGCAAGGAGGAUGUAUUUGAGCAAACUCGAGUUCGUUUUAGUGACAAUGCCUUGCCUUAUAAAACUGGAAAGAAAGGGGAUGUGUGGCGCCUUGGCCUUCUGCUGUUGUCUCUUAGCCAAGGACAGGAGUGUGGGGAGUACCCAGUGACCAUCCCCAGUGACCUGCCAGCUGACUUCCAAGACUUCCUGAAGAAGUGUGUUUGCCUGGAUGACAAGGAAAGAUGGAGCCCUCAGCAGCUGCUGAAACACAGCUUUAUAAACCCUCAGCCAAAAAUGCCUUUGGUGGAGCAGAGUCCAGAAGAUUCCGGGGGACAAGAUUACAUUGAGACCGUCAUUCCCAGCAACCAGCUGCCCAGCGCUGCGUUCUUCAGUGAGACACAGAAACAGUUUUCCCGAUACUUCAUUGAGUUUGAAGAACUACAACUUCUAGGGAAAGGAGCUUUUGGAGCUGUCAUCAAGGUGCAAAACAAGCUUGAUGGCUGCUGCUAUGCUGUGAAGCGCAUCCCUAUCAACCCUGCAAGCAGGCACUUCCGCAGGAUCAAGGGUGAGGUGACGCUGCUGUCGCGCCUGCACCAUGAGAACAUUGUGCGCUACUACAAUGCCUGGAUCGAGCGGCAUGAGCGCCCAGCGGUGCCAGGGACACCACCCCCAGACAGCACACCCCAGGCCCAGGACAGCCCAGCCACCUGUGGGAAAGCAUCAGGCGACACUGAGGAAGUAGGCAGCGUGGAGGCUGCAGCACCACCACCCAUCCUCAGCAGCUCGGUGGAGUGGAGCACAUCUGCAGAGCGCUCUACCAGCGCCCGCUUCCCAGUCACAGGCCAGGACUCCAGCAGCGAUGAGGAGGAUGAGGAUGAGCGCGAUGGCGUCUUCUCACAGUCCUUUCUACCUGCUUCAGAUUCUGAUAGUGAUAUCAUCUUUGACAAUGAAGAUGAAAACAGUAAAAGUCAGAAUCAGGAUGAAGACUGCGACCAAAAGGACAGUUGCCAUGAGAUUGAGCCGUCAGUGACGACCGAGGCUGUGCACUACCUUUACAUCCAGAUGGAGUACUGUGAGAAGAGCACGCUGCGGGACACCAUUGACCAGGGGCUGUUCCGAGACACCAGCCGCCUCUGGAGGCUCUUCCGAGAGAUUCUGGAUGGAUUAGCUUAUAUCCAUGAGAAAGGAAUGAUUCACCGGGAUCUGAAGCCUGUCAACAUUUUUUUGGACUCUGAUGACCAUGUGAAAAUAGGUGAUUUUGGUUUAGCAACAGACCAUCUGGCCUUCACUGCUGAAGGUAAACAGGAUGACCAGGCAGGUGAUCGGAUGCUUAAGUCAGACCCUUCAGGCCAUUUGACUGGCAUGGUUGGCACUGCUCUGUAUGUAAGCCCUGAGGUCCAAGGAAGCACCAAGUCUGCAUACAACCAGAAGUCUGUCAUCUCCUGGCUGUUGAACCAUGACCCAGCUAAACGGCCCACAGCCAUGGAACUGCUCAAGAGUGAGCUGCUCCCCCCGCCACAGAUGGAGGAGUCCGAGCUACAUGAAGUGCUGCACCAUACGCUGGCCAACAUAGACGGGAAGGCCUACCGCACCAUGAUGAACCAGAUCUUCUGCCAGCACAUCUCCCCCGCCAUAGACUAUACCUACGACAGUGACAUCCUGAAGGGCAACUUCUUGAUUCGCACAGCCAAGAUCCAGCAGCUUGUAUGUGAAACCAUCAUCCGCGUCUUUAAAAGGCAUGGAGCUGUCCAGCUGUGCACCCCGCUGCUGCUUCCCCGAAACAGACAAAUAUAUGAGCACAACGAAGCCGCUUUGUUCAUGGAUCACAGCGGCAUGCUGGUGAUGCUUCCUUUCGACCUGCGGGUCCCUUUUGCAAGAUAUGUGGCAAGAAAUAACAUACUGAAUCUAAAACGAUACUGCAUAGAGCGAGUGUUCAGACCUCGGAAGUUAGACCGGUUUCAUCCCAAAGAACUCCUGGAAUGCGCAUUCGAUAUCGUCACUUCUACAACCAACAGCUCUCUGCCCACUGCCGAAACCAUCUACACCAUCUACGAAAUCAUCCAGGAGUUUCCUGCACUUCAGGAAAGAAAUUAUAGCGUUUACUUGAACCAUACAAUGCUCCUGAAGGCAAUACUCCUACACUGUGGGAUCCCAGAGGAUAAACUCAGUCAAGUCUACGUUAUUCUGUACGAUGCUGUGACAGAGAAACUGACUAGAAGAGAAGUAGAAGCUAAAUUUUGUAACCUGUCCUUGUCUUCUAAUAACCUGUGUCGACUCUACAAGUUCAUCGAGCAGAAAGGGGAUUUGCAAGACCUAAUGCCAACAAUAAACUCACUAAUAAAACAGAAAACAGGUGUUGCUCAGUUAGUGAAGUAUAGCUUAAAAGAUCUAGAGGAAGUUGUCGGGCUGCUGAAGAAACUCGGCGUGAAGUUACAGGUCUCCGUCAACCUGGGCUUGGUUUACAAGGUGCAGCAGCACACUGGUGUCAUCUUCCAGUUCCUGGCAUUCAGCAAACGCAGGCAGAGGGUUGUGCCUGAGAUACUUGCCGCUGGUGGCAGAUACGACCUGCUGAUUCCCAAGUUCAGAGACCCACAGGCUAUGGGGCCAGUCCCUACUGCUGUUGGUGUCAGCAUAGCCAUAGACAAGAUAUUCGCUGCUGUCCUCAACAUGGAAGAGCCUGUUACAGUGAGCUCCUGUGACCUCCUGGUUGUCAGUGUUGGCCAGAUGUCCAUGUCCAGGGCCAUCAACCUAACCCAGAAACUCUGGACGGCGGGCAUCACUGCAGAAAUCAUGUAUGACUGGUCACAGUCCCAGGAAGAAUUGCAAGAGUACUGCAGACAUCAUGAAAUCACCUAUGUGGCCCUGGUCUCCGAUAAAGAAGGAAACCAUGUCAAGGUCAAGUCCUUUGAGAAGGAGAGGCAAACAGAAAAACGAGUGUUGGAAUCAGAACUUGUGGAUCAUGUCAUGCAGAAACUAAGGACCAAAGUUGGUGACGAAAGGAAUUUCAGAGACGCUUCUGAUAAUCUUGCCGUACAAACUCUGAAGGGGUCGUUUUCUAAUGCUUCAGGUUUGUUUGAAAUCCAUGGAACAACAGUAGUCCCCACCGUGAGUGUUCUAUCACCAGAAAAGCUGUCAGCCAGCACCAGGAGGCGACAUGAGAUUCAGGUACAAACCCGACUUCAGACCACCCUCGCCAAUUUACAUCAAAAAAGCAGUGAAAUUGAAAUUUUGGCUGUGGAUCUACCCAAGGAAACAAUCUUACAGUUUCUAUCAUUAGAGUGGGAUGCAGAUGAACAGGCAUUUAACACAACUGUGAAGCAGCUGCUGUCACGCCUGCCAAAGCAAAGAUACCUCAAACUUGUCUGUGAUGAAAUUUAUAACAUCAAAGUUGAAAAGAAGGUGUCAGUGUUGUUCCUGUACAGCUACAGAGAUGACUACUACAGAAUCCUAUUUUGACCCUAAAGAACUGUUGCUGUAUUGUUCAAAUGGACAUGGACUUAUACUGGAAUAGUGGAAUGUUGUGCAUUCAAUUCAUUUUAACUUUAAAUUCUAAUAUGCUGUCCUACAAAGCUGAGCUUUGUCGGGUUUUCAUGUGUUAUAAAUGUACCUUUUUGAUAUAAUAAAUGUUUUCAUAUAUAUCUGCUGUUGUCCAGUUGCAGUUCUGCCAAUACUUGAGGUUAUAUGGAGCUGGAGAAGAAAACAAACUUGUUUUUCCUUUGAUCCUAAACACUAAGCAUGUACAAAUGUCCUAACAUUUACAUCCUCCUAGUAGACAAAGAGGCAGGUAUCAAAAAUCAUCCCUGUGAUCUGUUCUGCCUCUGUAGCUAGAUGGGAGGACAGAACAGGGUCUCCCUAUGCAUCCCAAGCUGGCCUCAAACUCACAAUCAGCCUCCUCCAAACCACUGAGAUUACAGGGUUAUGCCACCACGCCAGGCAGACUCUUUAUUCUUGAUGAUUCUCUAAUAUUUAUCCUAAUGUCAUUAAGCAAUGAUAAUUAAUGAUAAAUAUUGUCCUGUUUGGCUAUGAGAAAGACUGGCUGAAGGAAUUAAGGUCCAGGGAGACGGCUCAGCAGUACAGCUCAGCAGUAAAGAUGCUUGCUAUCAAGUCCAGUAACUUGAGUUCAAUCCCAGACACGUGUGGUACGAGA
Arvicanthis niloticus (Nile rat) is the source of this 5527-nucleotide messenger RNA. The record is from RefSeq and is a predicted model, not a curated record. Lineage: Eukaryota; Metazoa; Chordata; Mammalia; Rodentia; Muridae.